Messenger RNA from Cutaneotrichosporon cavernicola, 1206 nucleotides. RefSeq lists its product as uncharacterized. The record is from RefSeq and is a predicted model, not a curated record. Gene Ontology annotation, cellular component: nucleus; cytosol; glycerol-3-phosphate dehydrogenase (FAD) complex. Bases 1 to 1206 code for a protein of 401 amino acids. Gene Ontology annotation, molecular function: glycerol-3-phosphate dehydrogenase [NAD(P)+] activity; NAD binding; protein homodimerization activity. Gene Ontology annotation, biological process: carbohydrate metabolic process; glycerol-3-phosphate catabolic process. Lineage: Eukaryota; Fungi; Basidiomycota; Tremellomycetes; Trichosporonales; Trichosporonaceae. The transcript has a single exon.
AUGACCAUGUCUUCCGCUACCUCGCGCGUCUCAACCGCCCCUUCGUCCCCCGACCUCCGCGCCAUGGACUCGGGCUUCUCCAACCUCAACUUCAACAUUGCGUCUGGCGCCACGACGCCGGAACGCCCGUCAUCGCCCAUCAACUUCCCCUCCUCGCCCCUGCCCUCUGGUAAACACCGUAUCGCCGUAAUCGGCUCCGGGUCGUGGGGUACGGCGCUGGCCAAGAUCGCAGCCGAGAAUGCUCUCCGUCACCCAUCGCGAUUCCACUCCGAGGUCCGCCUCUGGGUUCGUCAGAAACAGGUCAACGGCAAGAAACUCACCGACGUCAUCAACAAGACCCACAUGAACUCCAACUACCUUCCCGGCGUCCUCCUUCCCGAGAACCUCGUCGCGACCCCCAAGCUCUCCGACGUCGUCAAGGACGCAACCAUCAUCAUCAUGGUCACGCCACACCAGUUCCUCCACACCGUCAUCUCCGAACUGACGCGUAUUCCGGGUACCAUUCACCCUGGCGCGCGCGUCGUUUCGGCCAUCAAGGGUGUCGAGGUCGAGGGCACCAACAUUUCGACUUUUGCCUCCUUGAUUGAAAAGGAGCUCGGUACGCCCUGCUCCGCCCUCUCUGGUGCGAACAUUGCCCUCGAGGUCGCCCAGGGCCAAUUCUGCGAGACUACCAUCGGAUGCCCAUCCUCCGACGACGCUAAACUCUGGCACGCCGUCUUCGACGCCCCCACAUUCCGCGUCAACACCGUGGAAGACGUCAACGGCGUCUCCCUCUCUGGUGCAUUGAAGAAUGUGGUCGCUCUGGCCGCAGGCAUGGUCGACGGUCUUCGUCUGGGUGGAAACACCAAGGCCGCAAUCCUCCGCAUCGGCCUACAGGAAAUGACCAACUUUACGCUCGAGUUCUUUGACGGCGUCCAGGCCGCCACGUUCUCCAACGAGUCGGCGGGCAUCGCAGACCUUAUCACAACCUGCUACGGUGGCCGGAACAGGAAGUGCGCCGAGGAGUUUGUCAAGACCGGCCACUCGUUCGAGGUCAUCGAGCGCCGCCUCCUCAACGGCCAGAAGUUGCAGGGCACCGCUACUGCCGAGGAGGUCAACCGUUUCCUCACGGCCCGUGGGUGUGCCGACAAGUACCCCCUGUUCGAAAAGGUGUUCAAGAUCUCGUUCGAGGGCAUGCCUCCCUCCCAGCUCGUCAAGGGGUUGUAA